Molecule: messenger RNA, 2010 nt
Organism: Melanotaenia boesemani (Boeseman's rainbowfish)
Lineage: Eukaryota; Metazoa; Chordata; Actinopteri; Atheriniformes; Melanotaeniidae
Gene: neflb
Product: neurofilament light chain b
Exons: 4
Coding region: 212-1957 (581 amino acids)
Biological process (GO): neurofilament bundle assembly
Cellular component (GO): intermediate filament; axon; postsynaptic intermediate filament cytoskeleton
Molecular function (GO): structural constituent of postsynaptic intermediate filament cytoskeleton
Source: RefSeq, a predicted model, not a curated record
CCACACUCAUCUUUACCCCUCCCCUCUCCCUUGGCGGAGACUGGCUGGCUGGCUGGCUGGCAUUGUAAUCAAUUCUUUCUGUCAGCAUACUGGGAAAAAAAAAAUCUUACGUCACAGUCAUUUCUGGCUCUAUAAAAGCCAGAGUAAUGCAGAUUCACCAUGCAGUCAACCUAGCUGAUUCCCUGACACAGAGCAGCCCAUCUCUCAAGUCAUGACUUCAACCGGCUUUGACCGUUACCUCCCUCCUACUUACAAGAGGAGAGUAGUUGUACGCAGUGCAGGAUAUGGAGCUGGAGGAGGAAUGGGAUCUAGGUCUGCCUACUCCUCCUACUCUGCCCCAAUUACUUCCUAUGCAUCUUCACGCAGAAGUUAUCCAACGUUUACCCGAGCUACUUCAGGUUUCUCCAGCAUACUUUCUGCUCCAGGUCCUAUAUCUGCCACUGAGCUACGCCUUGACCAAGCAGCACAAGUCAGUUCUGAGUUUAAAGCAUUAAGGACCGAGGAGAAGGCUGAGCUUCAGGACCUGAACGAUCGAUUUGCAAGCUUCAUUGAGAGGGUACAUGAACUGGAGCAGCAGAACAAGUUGCUGGAGACUGAGCUGCUGCUGCUCAGGCAGAGACAGGUACAGCCUUCAAGUCUUCGGGCCCUGUAUGAGCAUGAGAUCCGCCAGCUUCAUGCUGCUGUUGAAGAGGCCCGCCAUGAGAAACAAGCAGCCCAAGACCACAGGGAUGAGAUGGAGGAUGUCUUGAAGAACCUGCAAAAACGCUAUGAGGAUGAGGUUCUUGGUAAACAGGAAGCAGAGGGUCAGCUAAUAGAUACCAGAAAAGGAGCAGAUGAAGCUGCACUAGGCCAGGCGGAGUUGGAGAAGAGAGUUGGGACCCUCCUAGAUGAACUGGCCUUCUUGAAGCAUCUCUGUGAAAGCGAGAUUGCAGAGCUGCAGGUCCAAAUACAAUACAGUGCAGAGGUAUCUGUGGAAAUGGAGGUCUCCAAGCCAGACCUAUCUGCUGCUCUUCGUGAUAUUCGAGGGCAGUAUGAGAAGCUGGCACAACGUAACCUUCAAUCAGCUGAAGAAUGGUUCUGCAACAAGAUGAGCGUGAUGACCCUAGGCUCUGCUCGCAACACAGAGAGCGCCCGCAGUGCCAAGGAUGAAUCUGGAGAGUAUCGUCGACUGCUCAAAGCUAGAACACUGGAUAUUGACGCCUGCCGUGAGAUGAACCAAGUCCUGGAAAACCAGUUACAAGAAGUGGAGGAGAAACAGAGUGCUGAGAUUUCUGCAUUGCAGGAUACAAUAAAUCAACUGGAGGAAGAAUUGAGGACAAAUAAGAAUGACAUGGCUCGCCACUUAAAGGAUUACCAAGACCUCUUGAAUGUAAAGAUGGCAUUGGAUAUUGAAAUUGCAGCAUACAGGAAACUGCUUGAAGGAGAGGAGAAUCGUUUCAAUGUGGAAGGGCCAGGAUCUGUCGCUGUUUACUCCCAAACCAUGUUUUCUGCUCCAAGAGCACAGAUCUCCAUGCAUUCUCAGUUGAGCUCUGCAGCUCCGUACCUGCUGAGCUCCCGUUUCUAUUCUUCAUCGUACUCCACAGAGGAGGCAGUAUCUGCAAGCCAAGCACCUCAGGUAGAAACCAGUCCUCCUCAAGAGGAGGAAGGAGAGCAGGUGGAGGAGGAAGAGGGGGAAAUUGGAGAUGAGAAGGAAGAAGAGGCAGAGCAGGAGCAGGGGGAAGGAGGGGAGGAAGAGGAUGAGGAAAAACAAGAAGAGGAAGAGGAAGCAAAUGGAGAAGAAGAAGGUAAAGAAGGUGAGGAAGAAGGAGAAGAUGAAAGCCAACAUCAAGAAGAGGACGGUGCUGAGCAGAAAGAAGACGAGGAUAAUGAAGAGGGGGUAAAGGAGGAGGAAGAAACUGCAGAAGAAGAGGUGGAUGCUAAAAGGAAACAUGGUGAAGCAACAGACAGAAAAGUUUAAACUCACUCUCCAAAGUUUUUGGUGCUUGAUAUGCAAAGAUGUUUCAUUCAAAC